UACAGUAUAAGCGUUCAAACAUUCGCGGUAAAAAUACCACUUCUCACUGUAGAGAUUUUGGUUCUGUCAUUGUUUUUGUUUAAACAUAUUGUUAGUGAGUAUUUUAUCUAUCGUCAUAUUUAAAGAUGAGUAGGAUGGCGAGAACACUGAAAGCUGUUCAGCGGGAGCUGCAGAGUGCAAAACCUCAUGCAGCAGAGUCUCCACAGCCUCUGGACAUUUCAUCCAUAGAGAAAACCAGUGUCUUUCAUGGAGAUCAGUAUUCUCCUCAUGGGAACCCCCUUCACAGCACAGCUUUGGAAGAAGAUCUCAGUCCUGGACCAGAACAGAACAAAAAGUCUGCUCCGGAGAAGUCGGGUCGACCGCGAGCUAGGAAGCCUGUUCUUAGUGUAACAGAUACUGAUAAGACCGCAGGACCUCCAACAAAUAAAGGAGCAAAAUCAGUAAGAAAAGUUAAAGGCAGACCUUUACCAACCAUAUCAGAAGACCGAGAUAAUGCAGGAAAGAAAAGAACAUCAAGCCACACAGCCAAGGAAGCAGUCAAAGGUCAGAGGUCAGCAAAAGAAACCUCUUCGAGCCUGGGAGUGGCUCAGAGACAGCAGAGGUCACCUCCAUCCUCAGAGGAGCUGACAGACGAGGAUGAAAGUUUUCACCCAAGCAAAGAGAAGUCUAUACGGGGAAAGAGGAGAUCAUCUAGUCAGCGGCAGAGUGGCCACAAACAGAAAAGGAAAUCUUCAUCUUCAACAGAAAGAGCUGGCCCCUCUAAAAAAGCCAGGGAUUUGAGAAGUCCAACUGAUCUUGACGUGGUGCUCGGUAGUUUUCAGGAGUUUGUCACUCAGUACAAACAGACCAUAAACUCUGAAGCAGUCAGACGCUCCAUUGAUGCCGUCAGUCGCUCAUUUGAGGAGCAGCUCUCAGAGAUAAUCACAGCAACGAAGGAACUCAAGAAUGUGAAAAGAGAAAACAACAAGAUCAACAGCGCUAUUAAUAAGAAGAGGACCAGACUUGUGGAAGCCAAUAAUGAGCUCAUUAAGGGGAAGACAAAGCUGAGGAACCUUCAGAAAGAUCACGAUGAGAUGGAACAGAGACUCAAAGCUCUGAGAGAAGGAUCCUCUUUGCUAACCAACCUGCAGGAGCUCAACAGGAAGUACCUGAAGCACCAUAAAGCUCAUCCGGAUGAGGUGGAAACGUAUGGCCCAUCCUGUAUGCCUGCCAUGUUGAUGGAAGCCAGGUGCAUCAUGGGAACAGAGCACCAGCUAAAGACUGUCAAUGACCAUCUACAGCAGGUCUUAGAUGAAACAGAAAAUUAAUAACUAACACACACUGUACAGCUCAACAAAUAAACAAUUUUAAAGUCAUGGUACACUUUAUCACAUUGUUUUAGUUUUGGGAAUUUAUGCUAAUUUAACUAUUGUUAUAUACUUAACCUUGAGCUAUUUUAUUAUCUCAUUUGACAUUUGACAUCACACUCCAAAAAAUGACUUUUCACAAAAGAGCCUCUACAUAUGCAUCAAGAAUACAUUCUUAUUUUAUUAUUCGUCAUGCAUUAGUAUUUAGGGUAAAGUUUGAACUGGUGCUUAGUCAUUGAUAGCCUUUGUCCUAUAAUGCCCUGCCUGAGCUUGUCUGAUAAGAGGAUCAUUUAGACACUGUGCUUUAGGCUAGAAAUGAUCUCGGUGGUGUUUCAGGGGAAGUUUUUGUGUAAAAGUGCACAUUUUGAGUGAAUGAACAUGCAAAAAUCUAGAUAGAUGCUUUAGCAUAGUCACAUUUAUUCAUUUAGCAGACACUUGUCUUGACACAAUUUACAACUGAGGAAUCAAGAUAUGUUUUAAAUCAAUUUUAUUGUGGAAAUAUGAAGGAGAGGAGAAAUUAUGACUUUCAUUCCUUUCACCUCUGACUCUGUAUAAAAGUCAGUGUUAAUACGCUUUGCGUGGGCUGAAAUUAUAUAUGCUUUAUAUACUUAAAAAUGAAUAUAAAACCGUCUGCAACAAGCAUAAAUGGCUGUAAUAUUUGCACACCUUGUUAACUGAUAUAUGUGGGGUGUGCAUGUUUUCCGUCAAUCCGAGUUCCUUGAGAAUGCAGAACAACUGCCGUGUCACUGCUGACACUUGAUCUGAAUGUUUUGAAUGAGUGUGCAGAUCAGUUUGAUUGUACAAAGCUAGUAUAAUAUCUCUAACUGUGCUCGUAUAACUGACAGCAGCUCUAUUGGACUACACCACUUCCUGUUGUUGCAGGUUUCAACUUACAUGUCUGAUUUUGUCCUUUGCACUUUGCCAGUCAAAAUAAAAUGGGCGGGAAAAAAAAA
Molecule: messenger RNA, 2299 nt
Organism: Cyprinus carpio (common carp)
Lineage: Eukaryota; Metazoa; Chordata; Actinopteri; Cypriniformes; Cyprinidae
Product: centromere protein U-like
Cellular component (GO): nucleus
Source: RefSeq, a predicted model, not a curated record